AUGUCGGGCAGCGCAGGAUACGACCGACAUAUCACUAUCUUCUCCGAGCAGGGUAGACUGUAUCAAGUCGAAUAUGCCUUCAAAGCAAUCACAGCGGCGAACAUCAUGGCGAUAGGUGUCCGAGGCAAGGAUUGCGCCGUGGUGCUGUCACAGAAGAAGGUCCCAGAUAAACUGAUCGAUCCCUCGUCUGUGUCGCACAUCUUCCAGAUCUCGCCGUCCGUUGGUUGCGUUAUGACCGGCUCCAUUGCAGAUGCUCGUGCAUUUGCGCAGCGUGCCCAGGGUGAGGCUGCUGAGUUCAGAUACAAGUUCGGAUACGAAAUGCCAUGCGACGUCUUGGCUAAGAGACUGGCCAACAUCAGCCAAGUCUACACUCAGAGAGCGUACAUGAGACCUUACGGCGUAGCAACGACCUUGAUAUCCUUGGACUCCGAAUUUGGACCCCAACUUUUCAAGUGCGACCCUGCAGGUUACUAUGUCGGCUACAAGGGCACGGCUGCGGGACCCAAGCAGCAAGAGGCGCUCAAUCAUCUCGAGAAGAAGCUCAAGAACAAGGAUCAUGCAGAGGGAACGUGGGAAGACGUCGUGGAAUUGGCCAUCACCACUCUCAGCACGGUUCUUAGCAUGGACUUCAAGAAGGGUGAGAUUGAGAUCGGAAUCGUUGGAGGCCCUCAACCAGACGGCAAGGAGGGGCCGAACCCCAACUUCAGGACCCUCACAGAAGAUGAGAUCGAUGAGAGAUUACAGGCCAUUGCUGAGAAGGACUAG
Messenger RNA from Pseudomassariella vexata, 765 nucleotides. Its product is annotated as nucleophile aminohydrolase. Gene Ontology annotation, cellular component: proteasome core complex, alpha-subunit complex; cytosol; proteasome core complex. Gene Ontology annotation, biological process: ubiquitin-dependent protein catabolic process. The transcript has 5 exons. Lineage: Eukaryota; Fungi; Ascomycota; Sordariomycetes; Amphisphaeriales; Pseudomassariaceae. The record is from RefSeq and is a predicted model, not a curated record. Bases 1 to 765 code for a protein of 254 amino acids.